AUGGAUGAUUACAACGCUGAAGAUGACCCAUGUACAGAUGUCUACCAGGAAGAUGGUCUACAAGCUUCGAACAGUACUGCAGUUACAAGUGAGAAUAAUGAUGUUGAUCCAGUUGGAACUGAGGAAGAGAUUCACUUGCGUGGUAGUUCGCAGCUUCCACCUGCAAUUCCAAAUGAGCAAGAUCGUCCAUUGAUUGAACCUUCUGGGAAGACGCACUGGGUUGAAGUCCCAACAGUAGGCAAGGAUAGAACACCAGCAAGUGUUUUAACAUGUCUUCUAAAGGAUAAUCAUCCCGGUAUAGUUGACUAUAGAGGCAAAUCAGUGGCGGCAUCAAGAUGGGUUCACUACAAAGCGGCAAAGGACACAAGUGGAUGGUCGGCGGGUGAUGAAGUUGAAGCAGGUUUAUGGCUGAGGUUUAGAUAUAAACCCGAGGAUGCAGAAAAGAUAAGUAAGCAUGUUCGGCAGUGCUGCGGAGAACUCUUAUCAAGUAUAAAUUAUUAUGCCCGAAUUCAGGCCUUAUUGGAUCACUGCCGAAAUGUUGAAAAAGUAAAUAUAUGUGACAAGGUGGCUGGAAGAAGGUAUUUGACCAGGGAGCAGUAUGUAGCACAAAAGCCUAAAUGGUGUGAUGAGGAUGCUUGGAAAUUCUUUGCUGAUAAAUGGAGCAAUCCAGAAUGGGUGAAAAAAUCAGAGACGAACCGUGCUAAUCGCUACACCCCUGGAUAUAAACCACAUAGAGGAGGAUCUAAUUCUAUUGCAACAGUCUGCCAAAAGCUAUCCAAGAAAGAAGGCCGAGAAGUAUCUGCAAUUGAGGCAUGGGUAUAUACACAUAGAGGGUCGAAUACUCUAGAUCCCAAUUCCCUAAUUACGGCAGAAACCACUGCAUGCUUGGAGAGAUAUAAAAGGAAGGCUAUUGAGUUAAAUGGAGAGAGUUUUGAUUGGUUGAAUUCUCCUGUGGAUGUAAGAGCCCUUUAUGACUGCUCAUGUGGUAGGCCACAUGGUAAAUGGGCUACAUUCAAUGGGAUUAUUAACGAUAGAGAGGCUCUCAGGGAUAUUAAAAGAAAUCGUGCAUCUAACACUGCUGCUAAGCGUCAACGCCAAGAAGAGGAGGAACGUGAAAAGCAAAGGUUGAUUGAGGAUGCUCGGCGAGCUAAGGAAUAUUCACAGAACAUGUUAGAGUGGGGCAGAAGUGUGCAUCACUGCAAUACCAUCAACCAUAAAUUCAUGGAGGAUGUGGCUGCUCAUACUGGAAUGGCGUGGACUGCAGUUCCUCCUCCACCACCACCCCCGCCUCCACCUCCAACAUAUGGAGCUUCAUCUUCUCUAUCUUGUGAGAAUAAUGUGGUUGCCCCAACUGGAAUGGUAUGUGCUGCAGUUCCACCUCCACCACCACCACUUCCUCUAACAUAUGGAGCCUCAUCCUCUCCAUCUCAUAAGAAUGCUUCUUUGAAUAGACCAGUUAAUGGAGAGAAUCCUGAUGAUACACUAGCUAGGAUUGCUCAAGAAAUGUUUCGUGGCUAUGUCAAUGCAUCCGAGAGUGGUGCUGGGAAUCACUCCCCUCCUGAUGAUGAUCUGGGUCCUUUUUAAUGCCAAAAAUGAUAGAAGUGCUAUUUUGUGACUAAUGUUCCUAAGUCAUAUUAGCUAGGGAAUGGAGCUUGAUUUAUGGCUGGAUAGUUUUUGCUAUAUUUUACUAGCAGUGAUGGAUGAACAUCACUUUAAGGUUGGAUAGCUUUUGUGGAAUUUUGUUGUCAGAAGCAAAUUCUAGGAACAUUUGAACUAUGUAACUAUGGGGUGGAUGCAUAAUUACUUAUCGCUCCAUUCAGUAAGAAAAAUGAGCAAUCUUAAUUAUAUAUGUUUGAGUUUAUUCUGGUUAAUAU
This is a messenger RNA of Oryza brachyantha (malo sina), 1874 nucleotides long. RefSeq lists its product as uncharacterized. Gene Ontology annotation, biological process: transposition. The coding region runs from base 1 to 1584 and encodes 527 amino acids. The transcript is spliced from 9 exons. The record is from RefSeq and is a predicted model, not a curated record. NCBI's taxonomy places the organism in Eukaryota, Viridiplantae, Streptophyta, Magnoliopsida, Poales, Poaceae.